Messenger RNA from Episyrphus balteatus (marmalade hoverfly), 1712 nucleotides. RefSeq names its product UPF0489 protein C5orf22 homolog (gene MESR6). The record is from RefSeq and is a predicted model, not a curated record. NCBI's taxonomy places the organism in Eukaryota, Metazoa, Arthropoda, Insecta, Diptera, Syrphidae. The transcript has a single exon. Bases 398 to 1540 code for a protein of 380 amino acids.
AUUCUGAUUCAUGAGUCAAGUUUUGCUCUGUUUCAAAUUUUUAACGAUUGAAUUACGGCCAUUAAAAGAAAACCGGAAAUAAAUUUAAAUUCACACAUUCAUUAUGGCUACCGGAAAUGAAAAUUCUCCAUUCAUAAAAAAAAACAUUAUUUUCAUUAUUCUAUUCACCACUAGAUGUCCCAUUUAAAAAGUGACAUUUCUGACAGAUUGCAUUUUGACACUACUACCAUCUGUCAUCUGAAAAACAAAAUUUGCUUUCAACAGUUUUUUUUUAUUGUUUAUGCUUUUUUUUCUUUGCAUCGCACACGUAAAAAUAAUAAUUUAAAUUUUUAUUAAAAGGAAUUAUAAACAUUUAGCUCCACGUUUAAUCUCCCCAACAAAACAAUACCAAUUAAAAAUGGAACCGGAGAUAAAACGUUGCAAACUCGAGCCAACAACCACCAACACCAACACCAAACCCCUGCGCAAAUUCAAGAAAAUACCAAUUUUCAUUGUCGACUAUCACAACGAUGUAUUGGAAUUUAUUUAUCGAUGUUUUGGAUCCCGCCACUUACCUCUAACAAAUAACACACUUGUCCAUUUCGAUUCACAUCCUGAUAUGGUCAUAUCAAAAGCUAUACCAGCUUCAUGUGUUGAAAAUAAAGAUUUCUUAUUAAAUGAAUUAAGUAUAGAAAAUUGGAUUAUGCCAACUUUAUAUGCGGGGCAAUUCAAUCAUUUGGUGUGGUUGAAAAACUCUUGGUGUUCACAAAUUCCCGUGGGGAAAUAUGAUUUUCGAAUUGGCGAACAUCAAGAUUUGAUGUAUGUUGAUUUGCCAGUUGAUUAUUUUGCUUCCGAGGGGAAUUAUAGUGAAAAGGAACAUUUGGAACGAUCAAAAACAAUCAAAUUUGAAGUUUACAAUGUUGAUGAGAAUGUUGAAGCAAUUCAAUUGGAAAGAUAUGUUCUAGACAUUGAUUUAGACUUUUUUAGUACAAAGAAUCCCUUCCUUGAGGUGUACAAAAAAGCAAAUUGCUAUGAACAAUUAAAGACAAUCUUUAAUUAUGAUCGAACUAAAAUGUCAUUGGAAGCUUCUAAAGAGCGAUGCCGUCAAUUAGACGAUCUCAAGGCAGCCUUUGAAUAUAUUGAUGAACACAAGUCAUUAGAUUUAUAUGAAAAUAAUGACAUCCCAGAAGAUACAUUCGAGGCGCUAAAAGAGCUUGUAGCCAGUAUGGCGGAACACUAUCAACCCGAUGAAGUUGAGUGGUCAUUAGUAUUCGAUGCUGGUUGUACAUCGGAUAAUGAUGGUUUACCUCAUCAUGUAUCAACUGAUGACGAACUACUUGAACAUUAUAGACGUUUUAAAGAAUUUCUUACAAGCCUUCCCUGUCCACCAGUAGUUGUGACAAUAUCACGAUCUUCUGAGGAUGACUAUUGUCCAGUUAAUCAAGUAACUGCCAUACAGUGUCAUGUAAUUGAAAUGUUGGUUGAUGUUUUCGAGGAUAAAAUCCAUUCGAAGGCGAUUAUGCAUUAUUUGAAUGAAGAAUGGGAUGUUAUGGAUCUGUAGGCGUAUAGUAGAACCACAAGAUGCAAUUAUUAUUAUUAUUUUUUAAUUGAUGAUUGAAUGUAGUAAGUGUGUUUGGAGUAUAUAUUAUAUUAUAAUGUUUUCUUUGUCUUAUAUUAUAAUGAAUUUAUUAUUGAACGUGUCUUAAGAAUUAAAAAUAAUGAAAAAAUAAAAA